CCGGACAAUCAAAGCAUAUCUAAACACAAAAUAUCUCCUUAAAAAAGUUGUGGCCAUGGGCUUGAGUGGGAAGCUUUUGCAAAUCAUAGUGCCUGCAGGAGUGAUAAUAUUUGCAAUGGCGGCGGCAGCAGCAGCAGCGACAGCAGCAACUAACGCCAAGCCUGGCUGCCCCAACAAGUGUGGAGAUGUAGAAAUUCCAUUCCCGUUUGGCUUGACUGAGGCCUGCUAUCUAGAUGAGAGUUUUAAUAUCACUUGUGACUCUGGAAUACCAAUUAUAGGUAAUAUUCCUGUGACAAACAUAUCCAUUGAGACUCAUGAGUUGCAUAUCUUGAAUCUUGUAGCUCGAGACUGUUAUAAUCGGUCGGGUCAACUUGUAAGCAACAACCAGAGCUGGCUCCAGGCAGCUGAAUUCACCAUUUCCAAUACUAAAAAUAAGUUCACUGUUAUUGGCUGUGACACUUAUGCAUACCUUAGUGGGUACCAAAACGGAGAAUGGUACUCGAUUGGGUGCGCAUCUCAAUGCCCUAGCCUUCGCAAUGUGGUUAAUGACUCUUGCUCUGGCGUUGGGUGUUGCGAGGUAGGAUUUCCGGAUGGAUUAAAAGAUAUUAAAGUGGAAGUAAACAGCUUCUCCUCCAAUCACUCCAACGUAUUCAACUUCAAUCCCUGUGGCUAUGCUUUUGUUGUCGAAAAAGGCGAGUUCAACUUCUCCUCCAAUUAUCUCUAUGAUCUACCGUACAAGAGGGUUCCACUGGUGUUUGAUUGGGCAGUUGGCAAUCUAACAUGUGAAGAAGCUCGAAACAAAUCAAAUUUCAUAUGUCAAGACGAAAAUAGUGAAUGCAUUGACCCCCAACACAGGGAGGGGUACCGCUGCAUGUGCAAGCAAGGUUACAAAGGGAACCCAUACCUCUACGGGGGUUGCCAAGACAUCGACGAAUGUGUGGAUCCAAAUCUCAAUAAUUGCACCAAAAUGUGUAACAAUACAGAAGGCAAUUAUACAUGUUAUUGUCCCAAGGAGUACCAUGGGGACGGAAGAAAAGAUGGUGAAGGUUGUUCCGCGGAUCCCGCCACAGUACUAGCGAUUAAGAUUCCAAUUAUUACGGGCGUAAGCUUUGUUGCUAUGCUUGUGGUUAGCUCUUGGAUGUACUUCGUUCACAAGAAAAGAAAACUUAUCAAGCUUAAAGAAAGCUUCUUUCGACAGAAUGGGGGUUUGAUUUUAGAACAGCAGCUCAGCAAACAACAGGGAUCCAGGGAAACAGCCAAGAUCUUUACUGUAGAAGAGCUGAACAAGGCCACAAAUAACUAUGAAGAGAGCAGGAUCAUUGGCCGAGGAGGUUUUGGUAUAGUUUACAAGGGAAUUUUACCUGAUAAAAGGAUUGUUGCCAUCAAGAAGUCCAAGACAGUGGAUCAAAACCAAAUUGACCAAUUUGUUAACGAAAUUGUUCUGCUCUCCCAAAUUAACCAUAGGAACGUUGUCAAACUCUUGGGCUGUUGUUUAGAGGCACAAGUUCCUUUGCUAGUCUAUGAAUUUGUCCCAAAAGGUACACUCUUUAAGUAUAUACAUCGUGAAAGCAGCACAUCCACCAUACAAUGGGAUACCCGUCUAAGAAUAGCUGCAGAAACUGCGGACGCACUAUCGUAUCUGCACUCUGCAGCUUCGACACCUAUAAUCCAUAGAGAUGUUAAGUCCUCAAACAUACUGCUUGAUGAUGAUUUCACUGCAAAAGUUUCCGACUUUGGAACUUCAAGAUUGGUUCCCCGAGAUCAAAAGGAACUAGCUACUGUAAUGCAGGGAACUCUUGGAUACUUAGAUCCUGAAUACUUACAGACGAACCAGUUGACAGAGAAAAGUGAUGUCUACAGCUUUGGAGUGAUCCUUGUGGAGCUUCUAACAGGAGGGGAUGUACUUUCAUUCAAUAGGUCCGAGAAAGAAAGAAGUCUAGCUAUGUAUUUUCUUUCUUCCUUGAAAGAGGAUCGAUUGUUUGAAAUUCUUGAAAAUGGUAUAGUUGAAGGAGGAAAUGAGGAGCAAAUCAAGGAAGUCGUUGAACUUGCAAAGAGGUGCUUGAGACUAAAAGGGGAUGAGAGACCUACUAUGAAGGAAGUGGCAAUGGAAUUAGAAGGAAUAAGAAAGAUGGAGGCGCUAUCGUGGGUUAAUGUUCAAUCAAAUUUGGAAGAGGCCGAACACUUGCUUGGUGAGACAUCUCACUCUAAUGAAUAUGGUGGAAGUAGAAGAACUGUUGUCUAUGACAGCAUGAAUGACCAGGUAACAUUAGCCUUGGGGUAUGGCAGAUGAAUGUGGCAUGAUAACAUCCGUCCUUCAUGGCUUUUUUUUCUAUUGCAAGUUCCCGUUUUAUUGUCCUAAAAAUAAGAUUGGGAGAAAAAAUAAUGAACCUGCUGCUGGAAGAAUAGGUUAAAAACUCUAUACAAAAUAGUGUUCUUUGUAGUCUUUGGCAUGCUCCCAGCUCCCUUCCCUUCGUUUAAUGUAAAUUAAUUGCUGUGUUUAGUUUAUUUGGUUACUGCAGCAUUUUGUUGUGUUUCCAUGUACAAAUGAAUAUAUGGCGUUUAAUGUAUAAAU
Molecule: messenger RNA, 2572 nt
Organism: Alnus glutinosa
Lineage: Eukaryota; Viridiplantae; Streptophyta; Magnoliopsida; Fagales; Betulaceae
Product: putative wall-associated receptor kinase-like 16
Exons: 3
Coding region: 56-2290 (744 amino acids)
Biological process (GO): cell surface receptor signaling pathway; protein phosphorylation
Cellular component (GO): plasma membrane
Molecular function (GO): calcium ion binding; protein serine/threonine kinase activity; polysaccharide binding
Source: RefSeq, a predicted model, not a curated record